Molecule: messenger RNA, 3564 nt
Organism: Esox lucius (northern pike)
Lineage: Eukaryota; Metazoa; Chordata; Actinopteri; Esociformes; Esocidae
Gene: tlcd2
Product: TLC domain containing 2
Exons: 5
Coding region: 451-1212 (253 amino acids)
Biological process (GO): phospholipid homeostasis; regulation of membrane lipid distribution; plasma membrane organization
Cellular component (GO): plasma membrane
Source: RefSeq, a predicted model, not a curated record
AGUUACACAAGCAAAAAGAAGAAUUUUAUAAUAGGAUCGUUUCACAACUGCAGCUUCAAUUCGCACCUUUAUCUCAUGCGGUCGGGAAUCUAUUCUGACUCCUGAUUUGGCUGGUAGGCUGAUUGGUAGUUCGCAUUUGAUUCAAUAAAACACCAGCUUGAUAUAUUGGAAUAGAUAGUUGAAGUCCACGCCUCACCUUCCAUUUCUGAGGCAUGCAUAAUGUUCCUAGUACGUUCGACUGACAUAAGUAAAGGAAUUAACAUUGGCCUCGACUGAAAUAAGGAGACGAAACAUAAAGCAUAAAAUAAAUGUCUACAGGUUUUCAUUGAAAACGCGACUCAAUUUCGGGUGGAGAGAACUACUGUAGCGCAUCAAGUAUCGAAUAUUUGGAACGACUACAGCGCGCCAGUUUUCGUAUUCAAGUAGAGUGGACGCAGAAACGAGCUUUUUAUGAACAUGGAAUUGAAUUUAGUGCUUUUGACGACGAGUGUCUCUUUUGGAUUUUUUAAACUUGUCAACUGUGGUUUUAGUAAACUUCCCAUACCCGAGUCUGCUUGCAGAAAUGGAUGGAAGUGGAGAAAUAUCUGCACAUCCUUCACCCACAGUGUGAUCACCGGGAUAUGGGCUGUGCUAUGCUUUUUCCGCCACCCACAGAUGGCUGAAGAUUUGAUAGGAACCCAUUCUGUGUUUUCGCACGCGUUGGUAUCUGUAUCAAUCGGUUACUUCAUCUAUGAUUUCUUUGAUAUGGUGUUCAACCAGAAGAUGAACCAGUCAUGGGAGCUCCUAUUUCAUCACAUAGUGGUGAUAUGCUGUUUUGGGAUUGCCGUCUUGACUGGUCUCUAUGUGGGCUUUGCCGUGGUGGCCCUCCUGGUUGAGAUCAACUCCGUGUUUCUACACCUGAGGCAAAUCUUACGCAUGGCCAACAAGGCGGUAGGCGAUAUCUACCGUGUCAACAGCAUGGUCAACCUAGGCACCUACGUGGUAUUCCGGAUCAACACCCUGGCCUGGAUGACCCGCUGGCUGGUCCUGAACCGUGACAAAGUCCCUCUGUUCAGCUACACGGUGGGAAGUGUGGGCCUUGCCAUCAUGACGGCCAUGAACAUAGUGUUGUUCUACCGCCUGCUGAGGUCCGACUUCCUCAAGAGUAGUACGGCCACGCCCACCGAGUGCAGAGAGAGGCGGGGCCCAGGAGAGGGGAGGAAGGAGAUGUAGGGAGUCCAGGAGGAAUUGGAGGGCGGGGGGGAAGUGUGUACAUGUUAUACCAGACCAUGGAGAUGGCAUGGAGAGUACUGGUGAUGGUAAGAAGGAUGUGUACACACACACACGCUGAGACUCAACAUGUCAGCAACAUGAAAACAUACCUUAUGGCCCACAUUCCUGGUACCUUUUGCCUGGACUUUACCUAAGAGCUCUAACCAAAUAAAUGUCCCCAUCUUGAUCUUCUGUUUUGGGGUACAGGCAGUUUCAGUUCAAACAUACAUCAUCCUUCGAAUCACUGCAAAUUGUUUGAACACUCAAUAUUACACAUGAUAUAAGAAAUAGUUAUAUUAUUUCAAGACAGGAUACGUGAGAACUGUAUUCAAUUAUAUCUAUAAAAGAUGUCUCUCAGAUUGAUGUGCAAUUCCAUAGCACUUACAGUUAUAUAUAAACAUAACGUAUAGGGAAUAAUUGAAUCCCAAGACUGUUUUUUCUUUAACCUUUUAACUUGUUGUGUAAUUAGCAUUAUGAAUGGAAGGCAUGUAUUGGCCUAGCCUCAUGUAAACUAAACACCUGCUACCUCAGAAGCCUGUAGCAGCUGUGUCUGUUGAACUGUGCUAUCUUUAAGUGUUGAUAUAAGGGUUUUGCUACUUGGUACAAACUUUAAUCAUCAUUUGGUCCUCUUCAAUUUCUUGACCAGAGGAAAAAUAUAUUCAUUCAUAUGACAUGUUCAUGUAUUGAAGUGGCCUACCUAUAAAUGAUCAGAACUGUGUUGCAUGGAUGUAGGAUAGGUUGCUAACAAACAAUUCCAACUGAUGUCACUCUAGAUGUUUUAGGAAGUUAAACAAAAGCAAGUUUGCCUUACUGUGUGCUUUUACUCUCUCUCACACACACACAUACACACACACACACACACACAGAGGCUAAAGCUUCCAUAAUAGUCUAUUUGAAGCUUGCCUGUUGAAGUCAAGGGUUUACCUCUCAUUAAUGGGUCAACAUGGUAACUAUGACAACUGUUUGUGCCAGCUCUUCUUACACCCAUCUGUUGAUGACAUCACUAAUGACAUCUGGCCCCAUUGGUUAAUACUUUGGCAUCUACUGACAGUGACAUAAGGCGGCCGUUGACAUGCCAUUAUAGAGUUGUCCUCAUCGGGGCAGUGCACUCCUUAGCUUUUUCAGGGAGAAGUUGCUCUUUUGGCUCACUGUAUUAGGAUAAGACUUUGGCAUAUUCAGACUUUGAAAGUAAAGACUGGAAUAGAAAGAAUCAAGUCACCGACACAUACAAACACAGACAGACUUUAGCAACAGCCUACCCUACAGACAGCUUAUUGAUGCAGGUGUAUCGUAACUAGGGUUUACAAAAGGCCUUCUGUGUUUUAUAACCAGGUGGCAGCAUUACGGUUACUGUUUCCUCCCUCCAUCGAGUUAUCCAACUGGAAAUCCAGAUUUUCUUUUAGAUUUUAUGGAAAGUACUGGAAUACUGCAACCCUAAUCAUUACAGACAGUAACCUUGUGCAGAACAUUGUAUAACUGGAUUUAUUUCAGUUUUUGUUUUGUUUAAAAUGUUCAUAUUUUUGUAUAUUUGUAAUUUAUUUGUACUAAAAAAGUGUUGGAUUAAUUGUCAAGGAAUAUGUUAAUAUUAGGAUGGGUAUGGUUUAUAGAUGCAGAUGUAUCACUUUGAAGUAAAUUGUGUGUAUCGUUUUGAAGAACUUUGAAUUUAUGGUGGUUCCUACAGUGAACUGUGUGAGCUGUAUUGUUUAAGGGUAUUGUUGGUGAAACUAUAGAAGGGGUUCUUUCUGUUUGGCUGAGUCUAAAUCUGUGAGUGUCUGUUGAAAAAUGAGCUUUUUCUUCAUUUACCUGUUGAUUAUUUUGGUCUCUCUCUAAAUACAUCCAAUACUGCAAUGCUGCGCCGUCAACUCCCACAAUCUCCAAUGUGGAAGCAGGUUUUGGCUGCGGACAAGCAGUAUUUCCUCUUGGCCGAGUUUUGCUUGAAGACAAACAAUGCCAACAUUUCUUCACCCAAAGAAAUCUGUUCCCUAACACUUCCAAGAAACAGCUAUUUCGUACAACACAUAGAACUGAAAAGACAUGAAUGACGUUUCAACCCAAUUAGGAAACAAUAAUUAACAAGCUUUCUUAUCACAUGCAGCUGCAGGGGGCUUCUAAUGGAAGAGAGCUCAACUGCAGUCAAUGAUAAACUGAAAUCCCUUGUUAAUGACCAGUUUGGAGUUAUUUGCUUUAAAAUGUGUCUAAAUUGAGAUAAGACUCUGGAAGAAAAUGUAUUGGCUCACCAUGUAUGUUUGUACGGUAUGCACUGUAUGUUUGCAGAGGUGAUACAUACUAUAAAAUGAUGCUCACAAAACAAUA